Molecule: messenger RNA, 14567 nt
Organism: Seriola aureovittata
Lineage: Eukaryota; Metazoa; Chordata; Actinopteri; Carangiformes; Carangidae
Gene: fndc7b
Exons: 56
Coding region: 1-13950 (4649 amino acids)
Molecular function (GO): growth factor activity
Source: RefSeq, a predicted model, not a curated record
AUGUCUCCAUCUCUCACAGGGUGCAAACUCCUGUCAGCCACCCCCUCAGGCUCCUCGUCGAUUCUGGUAAAAUGGGAAAAACACGAUAAGGCAACAAGCUAUUUUUUGGACCUUCGGGUGAAAAACAAUACAAAUUUUGCACCGGUUGUGGUGACCCUGCCAUCGACCGCGCGAGAGAGGAAUGUCCAGGGUCUGAGACCGGGGACCGAGUAUACUGUGACUCUCAAAGUCUUCCAGUUCUACUUUGUGGUGUGUAUGGAUACAGCUGUGGCGACUACAGUCCCCGACACAGCGCAGAUAGAAUUUGGCCGGGCACUGUCCAGUUCUUCAAUCCUUGUAGAAUGGACUACGGUACCCUCGGCGGACUACUACCACCUGAUGGUGCGCUCUCAGGCCACCGGACAAACGUUCAAUUUCACCUACACCAACACCAGCGUUAUAGUGAGGAACCUGCAGCCCGCUACCAACUACGACUGCUACGUCUACACAGUGAACCAGGCCGGCGCGGGAAGAGGAAGCAAAGUGAGGACCAUGACGACCUUGGUACAGCCUCCGGUGAACAUUACAGCUGUACAGACUGGCCGGAGCACAGCCAGGGUGAUGUGGCAGCCAGUGGAGGACGUCCUCAUGUACAGAGUUGUUAUCCAGAACCUUGACGAACCCACCAGCAGUCCGUCAGUGUAUAACGUCACAGACAUCGUGCUGGAUGUUCACGGCAUCCUCCCGUGUUCCACCUAUCUGGUAUCAGUGUCCUCAUUCAACAAGUUCCUUUUCCCGAGCGAGCCCACAGACUACACAUACUCCACCAACAAGCUGACAUCAGUUUCAUCAGUAUCGGUGGACUACACCUGCACCAAUAACUCUGCCACGGUGCGUUGGACGGCUGUGUUCGGGGCCGACUCCUACAAAGCCACGGCGAUGAGCGAAAAUGGCACACAGCUGAUGUGCACGAGCCAGAGCACCAGCUGUGCGAUCACCGGACUGAACUGUGGUCAGAAAUAUGUGGUCCACGUGACUCCCAUAUCAGAGAACUGCAAGAACAUCAUGAACAAGACCUCGGCCACUUUUCAGACGGUCCCCUGUCCUCCCAAGAACCUGGAGCUGGUGCGAGAUUGUUCCAGCGAUGUCAUCACUUUUUCCUGGGAGCACACAAACAACACAGACUACUACCUGGCCAAAGCAGUAGACUCCAAGGGAGUGGUCCGGGAGUGUCUGACUCAGGACAACACUUGUUUCUUUACACACUCAGUGUGUGGACGACACUAUUACUUCACAGUCGUUUCAUUCUCAGGGGAGUGCAAGAGCGCGGUCAGCUCUACUGUUGACAUUCGCACAGCUCCCUGUAUUCCCCAGAAUCUGCAAACAUCGGCCGACUGCAAGUCAGAUUCUCUGCUCAGCAAGUGGGACCUGGCAGAGGGGGCUCUGCGCUACACUGUGGAGGCCUUCGGCAACAAGGGAAACAAUUCCCGCUUCAACUGCAGCUCAAUGUCCAACAGCUGCUCCAUAGAGGGAAUCCACUGCGGAGAGUAUCUGACUGUCUACAUCACGGCUUUUGACGAUGAAUGCGCCAGUCCGAGGUCACUGGGGCCUGUGGCUGAAACAGUCCCAUGCACUCCUACCAACGUAUCAGCAGUGAAGGAAUGUGGAGCGGACGCCAUCACCGCCACCUGGCAGCUGACCGGAGGUGCAAUUUUCUACAUCGCCAUGGCAAAGGAUAGCGAGGGUGUCAUUCACAACUGUAACGCCAUUGAUCUGACUUGUAAGAUCCAGGGCUUGAAGUGCAGCACCAACUACACAGUGUACGUCAUUGCCUCCAACAUCAUGUGCAACAGCUCUGAGAGCGAGGCGGUCACCAUAGAGACAGCUGCUUGCCCUCCGGAUAACAUUACUGCCUCCCUAGACUGUGCAGCCAAUGACGCUCUGAUUUCAUGGCAUGGUCAGCCCCAAAUGAACUCCUACACCGCCACCAUCGUGGAUGAAGACCAAGGACUUCUCAGCUGCAGCUCCACUACAACCAGCUGUAGGGUACAAAACCUGAAAUGUGGCAUGCUCUACACCGUCACUGUCUGCCACCAUGAUGGCAUCUGCCCCAGCAUGCCCUCUAAGGCCAUCUACUUGGAGUCUGUUCCUUGUGGGCCGGCCAACGUGCAGGCUGACGUAGACUGUGCGUCAGGUGGACUGACCAUUGGCUGGAACGCAUCCAGAAACGCAGAAGGCUACAUCACCAUGAUCUCAUAUAACAACAUGCAAAAGUCUUAUAACACCACACAGCCUACACUGAGCAUCAACACACUGGAGUGUGGACUGGAGUACACAGUGAAGGUGACGUCCAUCAAUAAGACCUGUGUCAGUUUUCCCUCGGUCAUACCUGUCAGCGAAGCACCAUGUGUACCUACUAAUGUGAUGGCGAAGAAAAACUGUGGCCAGAGUUUUAUGGAAGUGACAUGGCAAGCAAGCCGUGGCGCCAAAAACUACACCGCCGUUGCUAUGGGUAAAGAUGACAGUCGCUUGGAAUGUGUAUCCAACAAGACGUCUUGCAGCCUGGAGGGCGUGAUAUGUGGCCAAGUUUACAAUGUCAGCGUGGUUGCUGUGGGCGAGACCUGCACCAGCACAGGGAGCCUUGCAGUGGAAGGGCCGACAGCGCCCUGCCCUCCCUCUCAGCUCAGCGUCACAAUGAACUGUAGCAGUAACUCUGCACUGUUGACCUGGAACAGCAGCCCCAAUGCAGUGUCCUACACUGGCAAGGCAGUGUGCAAAGACGGACAUAAUGUGACCUGUGAUGCAGGAGCAGGGCUUAGUUGCCAGCUGGAGGGUCUGCACUGUGGCGAGGAGUACAGCUUCACUGUGUCAUCCUCUGAUGGCGACUGUCAGAGUCCUGACAGCAAGCCAGUCAUCCGUACAACUGCCCCAUGUGCUGUUCAGAAUGUGCUCAACACCCUGAACUGUAGCACCAACAUGCUAACCAUCAGCUGGACCCCUGAAUCUGUGCCAGUAAACUACAGCGCCACCGCCACGGCCAGAGAUGGAACUGUGCUUCGCUACGUCACAGAGGAGUCUAGCUGUAUGCUGACGAAUUUAAUGUGUGGAGAGCAGUACACUGUGACAGUCAAAGCCAUGAGCAGCACAUGUGAAGGACACAGCAGCGUCCCGGAGAUUGUUAAUUCUGUUCCCUGUGUUCCUAUGAACGUCCAAGGCAUGGUGGAGUGUUCCACUAACACGCUGCAGGCGUCCUGGGAUGCAGCUGCCGGCGCAGUGUCCUACAUCUCCACAUUGAAGGGAGCAGGAGGUUUCUCUACUUCGUGUCCUACAUCUAGCCAGAGUUGCCUCUUCUCUGACCUCCAGUGUGCUCAGACUUAUAUGCUGAGUGUGGUGUCCCUCAACGACAAGUGCAACAGCUCCAAAAGCGCCAUAAUCUCAGCGAGAACCGCACCCUGCACUCCUACAAAUGUGACCGCUGCCCUGCACUGCCUCACUGGUUUGGUGACGGUGACUUGGUGGGCCAGCGCUGGAGCAGAUUAUUACACAGUCCUGGCUGAGGGCAACGGACACGUUGACUCCUGUAACUCCACUGGCAUGUCCUGUGAACUGAUGCGGCUGCAGUGCGGGGAGACCUACACUGUGACUGUACUGGCAGGGGACGGGAAGUGCAACAGCUCCAUACUCGCCAAAACCAAUGUAACCACAGCUCCCUGCGCUCCAGUGAUCCAGGAUCACUCUCUGGACUGUGUUUCUAACCACGCCUGGGUCACAUGGGCUGAGGAUGAGGAUGCCAUGAGUGUUACCGUCAAUGCGACCUCCAGUCUGGGACACUCAACGUCCUGCAGCUCAUCCACCAACAGCAGCUGUGCCCUGAAUGAACUGCAGUGUGGACAAGACUACACCGUCCAGGCUGUCACACAAGGAGUCCACUGUUCGAGCAAACCCAGCGCUGCUUUUCAGAUUGUCACAGCUCCUUGUACCCCUGCAAACGUGGAGUACACAUACUCCUGUGAGACUGACUUGGCCUUCCUUAGCUGGGACGAGACUUUGGGCAGGAAGAGUUUCUACGCUCACGCCCACGCCCACUCUGGAGACCACAUGGCCUCCUGCAGCACCACCCAGACCGACUGCUCCCUGCCCCCACUGCUCUGCGGUGACGUAUAUCACGUGAAAGUGAUAGCUGUGGCUGACCACUGCAACAGCAGCAUGGCUGGGGUAACACAGAUACAGACAGCCCCCUGUGCUCCCAUGAACGUGAGUGCCUCCUUGAUGUGUCACAACAACACAGCGGCAGUGAGCUGGCAACACAGUCCCGGUGCAAUUUCCUACAAAGUGAAGGCGCUCAGCAGAGAUGGCGAUAUCAAAGAGUGUACCACAAAUGACACAAGUUGUGACCUACCUAACAUGCACUGCGCCCAGACCUAUGUGAUCACCAUCACCCCAUUCUCUAGUCAAUGCAAGGGAUCCGACAGCUACCCAUUAACUUAUGUUGCAGGCCCCUGCCCUCCCACCGAUGUUCAUGUGUCCCUGCAGUGUGUCGGUAACGUGGGCCAUGUCACCUGGAACCCUGCCCCGCAAGCAGAUCUGUAUGUUGCCACAGGUUUGGAUAAUCACGUACACACCUGCUCCUCCAAUGGAUCAAGCUGCUCCCUGACAGACCUCCACUGCGGCGAGACGUCCGUCCUCACAGUGGUCACCAUCGAGAGGGGCUGCAGGAGCGAACCCAGCCAGUCUUUCACUUUCGAUACAGCCAUCUGCCCUCCCACCAAUGUGACUGGAGUGACAGAUUGCGGGAACAAUGACAUCACAGUAAGCUGGGACCCCAGUCCUGAAAGUGGUGUUAACUACUUCCUCCACUCCCAAGAAUAUGGAGGUGCCAGUGCAAACUACUCCACAACCCAGACUUCCCAUGUCAUCACCGGGCUGCAGUGUGGCGAGUUGUAUACGUUCACAGUCGCUACUAGGGACUCUGACUGCACCAGCGUCCUCAGCAAGCCGAUACAAACUCAAACAGCUCCGUGCCCACCAACCAACCUGACUGCCACUGCCGAAUGUGGCACCAAUUUGGGAAUGCUGUCCUGGGCCCCGAGUGCCCACGCCAUCUUCUACACAGCUACGGUGACUGGUACCCACGGCCACAAAGUUUCCUGUUCUUCCAACACAACAACUUGCUCAGUGAAGCUGGACUGUGGACAUCAGUACUCUGCGGUUGUGAUUGCCUCUAGUGCGACGUGCAACAGCAGUGCGGGGGCCACUCUGACAUUUAACUCAGCCGUCUGUCUGCCUGACAGGGUGGAGGCGGAGCUGGACUGCAAUGUCAACUCCUUCGCAGUGCAGUGGAGGGGGAGCAUCGGCGAUGUUGGCUCUUACACUGCGAUCGCCAUUGGCAGUGAUGACACACGUGUGACUUGUGACUCUACAAACUCUAACUGCACCAUCAACAACCUAAAAUGUGGCCUCACCUACAGCGUCGUCGUCACUACAUCGUCAGUCGACUGUGGAACCAUCAAGGGCUCCGACUACAGAGUGCAGUCAGCCCCCUGUAAACCAGACAACGUGUUGGUGAAUCCACAGUGCAGCGCUAACUCGGCGUUAGUGACCUGGGGAAACUCAGGCCCAGACCAGACGCAGGUGGUGUCAGCAGUGGACAGAAGAGGAAGGAUCCACACCUGCAACUCCAGCAGCUCCAACUGCACCUUCGACCAGCUGAUCUGUGGGGAGAGCUACGAUAUCAGUGUGGUCGGCCACACAAAUACAUGCAGCAGUGAACCAGCUCUUGCUCAAAGGCUCAACACAGCUCCAUGUGUUCCCACCCACCUCACAGCACGAGUGGACUGCAAAACCGGUAUCACUGUGGUCACAUGGGACUCCGCACGUGGCGCCACAUCUUACACCGUCUAUGCUCGGGGCAGUCUCGGCCACUAUGCUGAAUGUAACAACACAGACACUAACUGUGACUUCCGUAACCUGGCAUGUGGGCAGGACUACAACAUCACGGUGUUGGCUCGUCACGACUCCUGUGUCAGUUUGGUCAGCGAGUCCAUCACUGCCACUACAGGUCCUUGUCCCCACAGUGGUCUGAAGACGACACUGGACUGCCAGACCAACACAGCUGUGGUGUCCUGGACGCCCGGCAGCGGCAUCCAGUAUUACAAUGCCUCGGCCGAUGCGUUUGACAUUGCACACAAGCAGACCUGCUCCACCAACGGCUCCUCCUGUAACGUCACCUCUCUGCGCUGUGGGGAGAGCUACAGGGUGAGCGUCAGUGGACAGGGACAGAACUGCCCUAGUCCGGCCCAGGACUGGCACAGAAUUGUCACAGCUCCCUGCCCUCCCACCAACCUCACAGUCAACUCCUCCUGCAUAUCAAACAAUAUCUCGGUGACGUGGCAGCCCUCGCAGGGCUCGGUGUCCUACAUAGCUGUGGCUAAGAAUGCGGAGGGCCACCAGUGGUCCUGCAACACCAGCAGCACCAGCUGCCAGAUAUCUGGUCUGCUCUGUGGACAGCAGUACCAGGUCUAUGUUGUUGGUGUGGAUGAAAACUGUAUUGGACCCAAGAGUAACAUUAAAAUGAUUCGCACCGCUCCCUGCGUGCCACAGAACAUACAGAACAACCUCGACUGUGUGUCUGGUGUCCUCAAUGUUACCUGGCAGUCGACAGGUUACUUUGUACAGUUCCGCGCCUCCGUGGCGAGCAGCAAAGGUCACGUCAGCACCUGCACGACAGACAAGCAUUACUGCGUAGUGGACAACGUGGAGUGUGAUCUGACCUACAGUGUUACAGUGGUGGCUGAAGAUAUGAGCUGCAACAGUUCCCAGAGCCCCACAAAACAGGUCCUUGCAGCUCCCUGUCCUCUGUCAUCCUUCCUUCCUACUGUGAACUGUGGCACUGGAGUUGUAUCUGUUACCUGGAACAACAGUGUGGCAGGAGUCUUGUACACGGUGUCAGCGGUUGACAAAACAGGUCACCGUCACAACUGCACCGGCGCAAACAGCGGUUGUAAUCUUAGCACCCUGGAGUGCGGGACAGAGUACAGUGUCACCAUCACACCAUCUAGGAAUGGAUGUGUGGGCAGAGACACCCCCACAAAAAUGAUCACAACAGUUCCCUGCAUACCUGAAUUAACUGACGUGGAGAUCGACUGCCUGACAAACUCAGCCUGGGUAAUAUAUAAGGAGUCUGCAGGGGCUGAAGACUACAUCGCCGUAGUGACGGACCGCAUGGGUGACAUCCAGAUGUUUGACUGUAACACCACGUCAGAGGGGAUAUGUGCUCUGCCGCAGCUGAAGUGCAGUGAGAACCUCACCUUCACCAUCAAGGCCAGUGACCAGCAGUGUCCGAGUCCACCCAGCAACGCUGUCACAACUGAGAUGGCUCCCUGUCCUCCUGAGGAUGUUGAAAAUUCAGUGGACUGCGAGAACGCCACAGUCAGCGUCACCUGGUCCGCUGUCCCUGGUGCAGUGAUGUACACGGCCACGCUGGAGGAGUUAAAUGGAGACACCACCUGCUGCACCACAUCGGACACCAGCUGUAAUAUCACUGACCUGCCAUGCGGACAAAGCUACAUCCUGCACGUCACAGCUGAGGGACGAACCUGCAACAGCUCCCAGAGCGAAGGGGACGUCACAAGAACAGUGCCAUGCACUCCUCAGAACCUCAACGCCAGUCUGAGCUGCAGCGAUAAUGUGGCCUCCAUGUCGUGGGACAAGAGCAACGGAGGGCAGCUUUACCGAGUGAGAGCAGUGACUGCUGAUGGCCACGAGGACGAGUGCGUCUCCCCUGAGAACCAGUGUGAUCUGACGGGCCUGCGCUGUGGACAGUACUACACAGCUACUGUGACGGCAGAAGACAUUGACUGUGAGAGCAAACCGAGCGACAGUGUGAUGAUCAAGACAGUGCCGUGCACCCCUGCAAAUGCCUCCGCUGAGGUGGACUGUGAGCUCAAUUCUCUGAUUGUGUCCUGGUCCGAGAGUUCAGGAGCCGACUCCUACAUUGCCACAGUUCAGGACAGCAACAGUCAUACCACAACCUGUCAGGGCACAAUAGAGGGCUCCUGCAACGUGACGGGGCUCGGCUGCGGACUGAUCUACCGUGUCUAUGUCGUCUCCUCCGAUGGAUACUGCGACAGCCCUCCCACUCCUGUCAUAGACACAACGUCGGUCCCCUGUGAACCAAGACAUAUCAAGGCAGUGUUUGACUGCUACGCAAACACAGCCUUGGUGACGUGGUACCCAAGUGAUGGAGCUUUGCUGUACGUGAUGAGGGCCAACAAUAUCACCUGUGAGACCAACACCACCUCCUGUGAACUGGAGCUGAGCUGUGGUCAGAGCUACUCUGUGUCUGUCGAAGCUGUGGGCCAGACCUGCAGCAGCAUCGCUUACAUGACAGGACAGCUGAUCACGGCGCCAUGCGUCCCUGAACACAUCAACACUCAGUACAGUCUGACGAUCGGCCAGGUGCUAUGGGACAUGGCUGCUGGUGCUGAUUUCUACACAGUGGAGGGGGAAACAGAGCAGGGUCGCAGAGUUUCCUGCAUGACUAAUGACACAUACUGUGCCUUGUAUAACUUGGACUGUGGCCAGUUGUACAAUAUAAGUGUCACAGCAAACAACCAUGUGUGCCAAGGCAUAUCCGAGUCGACAGAAACAGCUAUGAUUGCAACAGAGCCUUGUCCGCCCAACAAUGUGGAGACAAGCCUUCGCUGUCAGGACGACACGGGAACCGUGUCAUGGGAGACCAGUGUUGGUGCCGUUGCCUACGAGGCCCGUCUCGCUGGGCGCGAUGGCCACUCUCUGUCCUGCUACUCUAACGACACUUUCUGUGAUGUAGAAGGUCUCCACUGUGGAAUCACCUACUACACCAAAGUCAUCGCCAUCGGAGAGACGCUCAACAGCAGUGCCUCCGCCACUGUUGUGCUGGUCUCAGCUCCCUGUGCAGCUGCAAAUGUGACGGCUAACUUGGACUGCGACAACAACACAGCCGAGAUCUCCUGGAGCUCGGCCAACGGAGCCGAGUCCUACGCGGUGACUGCCGUAGCAGCCGACGGCGACCGAGCUUCAUGUGAGACCGAUGAGAACCGGUGUGACCUGAUGGAGCUGCAGUGUGGUCAGACGUACAGCAUCAGCCUCACAAGCAUCAGCGACCAGUGCGAAAUUGAGACACUCACUAAUGUCACCUUCAGUACACAACCCUGCCGGCCAACUGGCCUCACAGUGGAUGGGUCGUGUUACAAUGAGACGGUGGUGCUGGAUUGGGCAGCAGCUAAAGGAGCAUCAGAGUACAUGGUGAUAGCCAAGGGAGACCUGGGAUAUACCAGGUCUUUCCAAACCAAUGAGACAACGAUAGAGGUUGAGCUGCUUUGUGGGCAACUGUUCAAUUUCACUGUAAAAGCCCGGGAUGUUCAAUGUGACAGCGCUAUGAGUCUGCUUGAAGAAUUCAAGACAGGCCCCUGCGUCCCUCAGCACGUUCAGAGCUUUACACACUGUGAGAACAAUAUGGGCUCGGUCAGCUGGGCCAUGAGCGACGGGGCGGAGUCUUACUUGGCCGUCGCAACGGGAGAGGACGGCCACACCCACGAGUGUGCCACAAACACCACCACCUGCACCUGGGAUGACUUGCACUGCGGAGAGAUGUACACCGUUCACGUCAUCGCCAAUGACUACCUGUGCAGCAGCAUGCCGAGCAACAGCACAUCAAUACGGAUGGCACCAUGUGCACCCCAGAACUUGAAAGCAUCUCUGAACUGCUCAUUAAAGGCGGCAUCACUGACCUGGAAUGCCAGUGAAACUGUGGAGCUCUACAUUGUGACUGCAGAGACCAACGGUGGCCAUGAAGUGCAGCUCAGCACCAACGAAACCUGGACUUUCAUUUCGGAGUUCCUAUGUGGCCAGGAGUACUUCCUGUCUGUUCAGGCCGUAGACUCUGUGUGCAGGAGUCAACCCAGUCAGCCUUUAAAGCUGAAGUCAGAGCCCUGCCCACCCACCAGCGUCUCCAGCUUCAUGAACUGCCUCUCUAACAUUGCUGUGGUGUCGUGGACCGGCUCAGCUGGGGCGGAGUUCUACACCGCCAAAGUAACGCAGGAAGACGGCCAAUCGAAAACCUGCUCAUCUGACAGCGAGCAGUGUGGCAUGCCUAACGUUCAGUGUGGACAGAACUACACCGUCACUGUCGUUGCCUCCAACGAGAAGUGUGACUCUGACCCCAGUGAGGCCGACACCCUGCAGUCAGGGCCGUGUGUUCCCACUGAUGUGGAGGUGGCGGUGGACUGCUCCAAAAAUGAAGCUCUCGUGUCCUGGAGUGCCAGCGACGGGGCUCUGUCUUACAAAGUGAGGGCUCAGAGCACACAGGGAGAUAUCUCCUCCUGCGAGAGCACAGAUCUGAAGUGUACUUUAACCAACAUGACCUGCGGGCAGUCCUACUCUGUCCAGGUGGUGGCACAAGAUGAUGUCUGCUCAAGUUUGCCCAGCCCAGCUACAAAAUUCACAUCAGUUCCCUGCACACCCAGCCCUGGGUCAGUGGUUCUGGACUGCUUCACCAACUCGGCCCUCUUGGACUGGCACUACGCCAUGGGUGCCCUGGACUACAACGCAACAGCCCAGUCCUCUAACGGCCACGUCUCCACCUGCAGCACCAACUACACCAACUGUGAGCUGAAGAACCUGCAGUGUGGUCAGACCUAUAAUGUGAUCAUUGUGGCAUCAGAUGAGAAGUGCAGCAGCCCCCCAAGCACCAGUUUACAGGUGGAAUCAGUGCCUUGUCCUCCUCAGGACGUUGUGCCUGUCCUGGACUGCUCUGAUAACACAGCCCGGGUCGAGUGGCAGGCGAGCAGUGGGGCUGAUUCCUACAUUGUCCAAGCGGUCGGCAUAGAAGAACACGAAUCCGUCUGCGAGACAACAUCAGAGUCCUGCGUCCUCCCAGACCUCCUCUGUGGCUACACCUACAACAUCAGUGUGAUCGCCGCUAACAGCGUGUGUAAUGUGUCACAGAGUGGCAUUACACAGCUGCAAGCAGUGCCCUGUGUACCACAGCAUGUGGAGGCCCGGGUGGUUUGUGAGUCAGGUGCUGUGGCGGUCUCAUGGGAGCCGAGCAAAGGGGCAACAUCAUACACCACAGUUGCCCAGGGCAACGGCGGCUAUGCCUCAACGUGCAACAGCAGCGACACAACGUGCCUGUUCAACAACUUGAUGUGCAGCCACAACUACUCCAUCAAUGUUAGUGCUUCAGAUGGGACGUGUAGCAGCGCUGGAAGCUCUGCUGUGGAGAUCAACACAUUGCCGUGUGUACCACAGGGAGUAACAGCAGAGAUGGUCUGCAGUAAUGACACAGGCGUGGUGUCAUGGGAGGAAGAAGAGGGCGUGUCCUCCUACACAGUGCAAGCUUUUGGGCCCGAUGGACACAAGACUGAAUGUAACAGCACCGAAACCAGUUGUCAGCUACCCAGCUUGCAUUGUGGUCAGCUCUACAACCUGACAGUGACAGCUCAGGAUGGACAGUGUGACAACAGCCGCGCCUUCCUCAACCUGCAGUCAGUGCCUUGCAGACCCACUAACGCGAAGGCCUCUCUACGGUGCCACUCAAACUCUGCUGCAGUGACAUGGGAGCGAGCGAGUGGGGCAGUAUCCUACCUUGCAGUGGGUGUCACAGCGGACGGAAGUCACCAGACUGAGUGUAACAACACCAUGACCCACUGUGAUCUGAGUGACCUGCAGUGUGGACAGACCUACAACGUGAGCGUGUUCAGCCAAGAUGAGUCCUGUUCCAGCAUGGAAAGCGACAAGGCUUACGUGCGGACAGCCCCUUGUGAACCCCACGACGUGACUGUUGAUGCACAGUGUGAUGAAGAUGCUAUAACUGUGUCUUGGUCUCCCAACCCUGAUGCCCAGUACUUCCAUGUAGCUGCAAUGAGCAACACCGGGGCCAGACUGUACUGUAACUCAACAGGCACUACCUGCACCAUAAACAGUCUACCAUGUGGACAGAACUAUAACGUUACUGUGCUGUCUGUAAGAGAUGGCUGUGAGAGCAAGAAGAGCCCCGUGGUACACACCUCCUCAGUUCCAUGUGUGCCCAGGAACAUUAAAGGCGGUCUGGACUGUGUAUCAAACUCAGCCUGGAUGACGUGGGAUGAGUCAGAGGGAGCCCUCAGCUACUUUGUGCUUGGCCAAGGGACGGACGGACACAACUCCAGCUGCACUUCCACCUCCUCUCCCUGUAAUGUCCCAGAUCUGAAAUGUGGGAUGCUGUACACUUUCCACGUCACUGCCAUCAACAAACAUUGCCGCAGUAAUCACAGCAACACCUUUGAGCUCGAAACAGGUCCUUGUGCUCUGACAUCCAUCAGUGCAGUGACACAAUGCAACAGCGACACCAUCCUGGUUGAAUGGGAGUUGACCGUGGACACACCCCUCUACCUGGUGACCGCUGAGGGUCAUGACCAAACCCUUAUUUCCUGCAACAGCUCCUCCAAUUCAUGUGAACUCCAGGAAAUCCGCUGUGGCAUGCAAUACAGCAUCAUAGUGUCAGCUUCUUCUGAUAAGUGCAGCAGCCUCAGAAGUCCACCUAAGAAGAUUAAAACAGCGCCCUGUGUACCAGACAACGUGACUGUGGUACAGUUAUGUGAAGAGCGUGGGGCAGCAGUGGCGUGGGCACCCUCCGCUGUUGCCACAUCCUACCAGCUAACAGCCACAGGAAUGGAUGGAAAUGCCGCCAGCUACAACACCUCAGUGAACAACUUCACACUGGUUGAUCUGCACUGUGGCCAGUCAUACAGUAUCAGCAUCACUGCCAGUGGAGACAACUGCACCAGCAUGCCCAGCACUUCGUCCUUCAGAACAGUGCCCUGUGAGCCCUCUGGUCUCGCAGUGGAUUUCGACUGUAAGAGAAACUCUGCCGUCUUGUCUUGGAACGCCAGUGAGGGCGCCGCCGAGUAUUUUGGCUGUGCUCAAUCUAAGGAUGGAGACGCGCUCUACUGUAACAGCACUGUUACCUCCUGCACCCUCGAAGGCCUAGAGUGUGGCAAAAUGUACAAUUUCUCCGUGGAGGCCUCUGAUGGCAUCUGCAAUAGUUCGUUUAGUGCACCUCUGAAGGCGGGAGCAGUUCCCUGUCCUCCAACUUCUCUGAAUGUCCGGAUGCAGAAGAUAGACCAAGCUUACUGGGCCAGGACGUCGUGGAACAGUGUCAAUUGUUCUGACGUUGAGUACCUGGCGGAGAUAACUGGUAGAAUCAACAACAGCCCACAGGCCCUGAUGGAAGUCGCUUCCUACUGGCUACCCAGAAGAUACUUUGAGUUCCUGAUGCCUUGCAGCACAGCUUAUAACCUCACUGUACGUGCCAGAAACUCAGCCGGGGUCAGCGCACCUUCCAGUGCCUUUACUGGAGUCACAGACCCGUGUCCUCCACAGAAUAUAAAAUACAGUGGUAACACACAGUCUGCUGUGCUGUCCUGGGACGCGUCGGUGUUUGCCACAAGUUAUACUGUCUACAGUAUAUCGAGAGGAGGCCGUGUCGAGCUUUGCAGCACCACCGGGCUCUCCUGUCAGCUGACUAACUUCAAUUCCAGUGCCACUGAAGUGACGGCCAGCAAUGCUGUGGGAGAGAGCAACCCUAACCGAUUUAUUACAGGUCCAGUAGGAGCUCGCAGAAGAAGAGAUUUGCGAGCCAGUCAAGUCUAUGCCCAUUUAGACAAAGAACUUGAGACGCCGGAGUUGCUGAUCGUUAGAGUAAGUGAAGUUUCCUUGUAUGUGAAGUGGACGACGGUGAGGGAUGCAACCGAGUACACAGUUGUCAUUGAGGAGGAGCAGAGAGAGCAGCAGGCUAAUCAGCCACCGAGAGUGAGAACCGUGGAAGGUGAUUCUUAUGUAGAGACUGAUCUCAAGCCCUGGACCACCUACUGCGUCAGGCUCGCAGCCAAGAACGCCAUCAGCCAAAGCAACUACUCCAGGCCAGAGUGCAGAACCACCGAUGCCUCCUAAUGAAGUAGCACAGUUCAAUUUAAAUAUACACUGGACUCAGCAGAAAUACCAUUAUAUGGGUUAUAUGUUUGUCUUCUCCACUCUUUAGCAGCCAUUACAGAAUUAUUACCAGUUUAAUCUCUAAGGGGGAAAAGUGUAAAAAAUAAGUAAUUACGACUUCAUGAGCCAUAACAGAAUUGUUCUGUUUGAGGGGCGCCUUACAUGUCACAAAUAAAUUAUGAUCAAACCUGAGGAAACCUUUAGAUUUGAAUGUUUAUGAAUCUUUGUUAGAAAUAGGUUGUAUACAUACUCAUAAUUGUGGCUGGUAUCAUAGCAGCAUGUGGCUUUAUAGCUGUCUAACAAAGUAUUGCUGAAAUUGUAUUUAUCAAAAAUGGAUUUAUUUUUGAGAUAGUUUUAUUAGAUUAUCUGGAUGAUUGUUAAACAAACAAAAAGUAGUGUAAACAAAUAAACAGAUAAUUUAUCAAGCAAUAUUUUUAAAACCAUGCAGUAUAUUUUCUUUAAGAUGUACUAUAUUUCUUCUCAUUUUGUGGACACUUUGACAGAUCUUUUUUAACGAUCCCAGAAAUGAAGGAAUAAAAAAUCUGUGAAACAUUAAAGACACCUCUGUAUAAAAAUCA